Messenger RNA from Morone saxatilis (striped sea-bass), 2734 nucleotides. It is a transcript of the gene lin7a, whose product is annotated as lin-7 homolog A (C. elegans). Gene Ontology annotation, biological process: neurotransmitter secretion; maintenance of epithelial cell apical/basal polarity; protein localization to basolateral plasma membrane. The record is from RefSeq and is a predicted model, not a curated record. The transcript has 6 exons. Lineage: Eukaryota; Metazoa; Chordata; Actinopteri; Moronidae. Gene Ontology annotation, molecular function: L27 domain binding. Bases 50 to 703 code for a protein of 217 amino acids. Gene Ontology annotation, cellular component: synapse; cell-cell junction; basolateral plasma membrane.
GUGAUGCUGCAGCUCCGGUAGUGUCUCCAGUCUCCAGUAAACAGCAGUCAUGGCGACAGUGGUCCAACCGCUCUCUCUGGAUCGAGAUGUUGCCAGGGCUAUCGAGCUGUUGGAGAAGCUGCAGGAGUCGGGUGACGUCCCCGGUCACAAGCUCCAAUCUCUGAAGAAGGUCCUUCAGAGUGAGUUCUGCACAGCCAUCAGAGAGGUGUACCAGUACAUGCAUGAAACAAUUACAGUGAAUGGCUGUCCGGAGUACCAGGCGAGGGCCACGGCUAAGGCCACAGUUGCAGCCUUUGCAGCCAGCGAAGGUCACUCCCACCCGCGGGUGGUGGAGCUACCUAAGACGGAGGAAGGGCUGGGCUUUAACGUGAUGGGCGGCAAGGAGCAGAACUCACCAAUCUACAUCUCCCGCAUCAUCCCCGGAGGCGUGGCUGAGAGGCAUGGUGGCCUAAAGCGAGGGGAUCAGCUCCUGUCUGUCAAUGGUGUGAGUGUAGAGGGCGAGCACCACGAGAAAGCAGUGGAGCUGCUGAAGGCGGCCAAGGACAGUGUGAAGCUGGUGGUUCGCUACACCCCCAAAGUGCUGGAGGAAAUGGAGGCUCGCUUUGAGAAGCUCCGCACGGCCCGGCGGCGCCAGCAGCAGCAGCUCCUCAUGCAGCAGCAGCAACAGCAGAACCUGACCUCUCAGCAGAACCACAUGUCGUAGGUUGUUCCAAAAGAAGAAGAAGUGAAGGAGAGCGAGAGAAAAAAAAGGUGGAUCUCAAAGACCAUCUGUUUGUGUUGAGGAUCCCAAAGGAAUCUCUCCGGCGUGGAGGAAACCAACAAGUAGAAGACUCUUUUACUUACUCUCUCCCUUCCAGUGUACCACCGAUUACUGAGCAAAAACAAAGAGAGAGCCGCUUGUCCUGAAAUUGGUGCUUUGAAAAACAAGUGUGAGGGAGGCUAGCACUGAAAGUCGUCCAUUUUAACUUUGUAUUCCCUUUUAUAAGUUGUUCUCCCCGGUUGUGACUCUUACUGGAACUCCCUUUCUUGUGUUUGCUGUUUUGUUUACAGUCAUCCAUUUCUGAUUAUACCAACAUCCAUCGCACCGUGGCACCUUUGCCAUUUUGCCAUUUUGCCAUAGAUAUCAUUUGUACAGUGGUGUUUCUAUUGAUUCCUCAACUGGUGCUUGUGUCUCCGUAUGAAUGACCAUUGGUUUUUUCUCUUUUUUUGUGUCGAACUUGUCCUGUUUUGGAUAAACGUGAACUCUUUUUUACCUUCUAUAUUGUAGCAGGAAAGAUUUUGUAUCUUGUAGGUUUAGCAAUAACACACAUUCUUCGGUUUUUACAUUUCACCACUAAAUUCAUGAUCGGAUACAUGCAUAUAUACAAAGUUUAUGGCAUAGGUGCAGAUGUAAAUCAUUUAAAAGCAAACUGGGUCUUAUGUACUGUAAGGCAGCUUCUUUGUCCAAAUCUAUCCUAUGUGCCAUAUAAAGAGAUUAUUGAUUUCCAGGUGGCAAGAACAAUUAAUGUGCAAUAACUGCGAUCAGACUUUGUAAGCUACUCCCAACUGAGAUUUAUCCAGAAAAUAUAUGUUAGCGAGAGAUUUUAACGUACCAACCCUGAGAAAUGUCAACUGUGUCCUAUUCCCGACAGAAAAACAGAAUGUCACCAGUUUUCAUUUGAGUGGGAGUUAAAUCAACAUAUGCUAGAAUUAUGUUUAUUUUUCAGACGUGUCUAUUUUAUAGUUUAUGAGACCAGAGAUUUAACAUGAAGUUUUAUUGUUCCUUUUAAAUAUGAUGUAUUCUUUCUAAGAUUAUUAUUUAAAAUCUGUUUCAUUGUAUAACAGCUGAAUAUUAGCACAUAGUUCAUGUAGAUCUGUUCCCUGCGUUUUCUGUUUUGACAAUCAUUUUUCCUCUGUGGAGACAACAGAGAAAUCCGUUUUUAAACUUCUCUCUACCAACCCAGUAGCAGAGUGGUGGUAAAUCCGCCAGGUCUGUGUUUACUUUCCUAUCAUCUCCAUCUUUGGUGCUAAGCGCUCCUUGUUUCCUUUUGUUUGCACUGCACUUCCCAGUGAUCACUUUUCUUUGUCGAUCUUUGUGUCUUUUGUUUGUUUCUGUUCUUUUUUCAUUUUCUGUAGGUGGCGCUCUUUUAUUUGUUUUGUUCAACCAUGCAGGUUUUACCGCUUAGGCUGUCCCUUCUUCUGUUUAUCCCAAACAAAUCCCCAACAUAAAACGCAUUUACUUCCUGUACGCUAGAGGAUUUUUCUUUUCACCCCAAGGAGAGACCAUCCAGAUGCCACAUGUUAAGUUGCAUUUUCAUGAAAAUGUUGCAGAUUUAUUGACAGAAAGUUCAAGAAAAAGAAUUUUCUGUUUUGAUCUACGUGACUAAUUCUCUACAUCCAAUUGCACAAGUCCAGCAUAAUAUGUGCCACGAUGCCAGAUAUUGUCAUUUUACUAAAUAACCUGUUAGCACUAAGGUCAGUUAAUGCUAAAGCAUUAGGUCACCUCUGUGCUCGGGUUAUUCAAAAGUUUUUGAAUCGCUCACUCUUCAAGCAGAACAUCUCAAUACGACAGAUCCCUUUUUGUAUCUUUAAAUCACAGGUACUCUUUCUUAAUUGACUUAACAUUUUUGAAGCUGAUGGUCCCGUAAUUACCGUAAAGAUAAAAAAAGACAACAAACUGUUAAUAUGCAAUUGUUAUACAUACUAUAUUUGUAUAAAUAAAUCUAUGUGCUUGUGUACAGUGAACGCCUUGUCG